CAAACACUCAGUGCAAGGCAAUACAUGUCAUUAUUUAUCAACCUACCCUAAACAGUGGUCUGGUCGUCCCCAAUCUAGCAAACCGAGAACACCUGCGCAGCUCCGCUGCGUCGAGAACACGCCCCCUCCUCCCCCGCCUCUCCUGGUCGGAGCAGCCAGCUCGAUCAGUUUUGAGUUCCCAAUACUGUCUCAACAUGAGCACAGGGCCAAGGACACAAGCUGCCUUCAUCCAGGGGAAACAAAGCGCAUUGGAACGUGACCCCUCCCACUCAGCACUCCUCUACCUUUUCCAAGAGGUGUCCAAACUAGGUUCCCCCGUCCACAACAGUUUCCUGGACACAUGCUCAACUUCCACAGGGCUAAAUGAGACUUCUAGACUAGGCCAUUUCAUUGUUAGAAGAGAAGAAGAGGAUGCACAGUCGUUUAGCAUCUCCAAUAGUUCCUGCCAGCACAGUUUGACUUGCUUGUCGCCUUUUAAUCAGGUGAAAAAAGUGAAAGAGGAAGGCCUCAGCAGCAGUGUCACAAAUUUGGAUGAGCCACGACCUGAAUGCAACAGCCCCUGGAAAGUACUGAGUCUGAUCAACCUGCAGUGUGAGAGGCUUCUGAAUCCCCGUGAUGUUGGAGAGUCAGCCCUAAAUUCUGUGUCAUCUGUUGCAAAAGUGGGCGAUGCAAUAGACAAUGCAUCAGCUGCAAUAGCAAAUGAAACAGAUCAUGAAACGUUUCUCUUUGAGAGGCAAAAAAUCCAUGCAGGUGUCAGUCGGAGGAAAGAUGUGACAGGAGUCAGCAGCGGUGGAGCUGAUAGAUGUAAACCACAGGGCUGUGUGAAGGACUCCCAGAUGAGCUGCUGUGCUCAGUCACAGACUGCUGAAAAAACAGACACUUUCACAACACAGCAGGGGGAGGAACAUGCAACAGCAUCUUCUCAACCACGACACAGAGACACAAAGGAGGACAAGUUCAGUGUAAGCAGACAAUUGAGGUGGAACCAGGAGUGCAAGGAUCGUCUCUCUUCUGAACGGAAUACUGAAAAUGUUUCUGUCGACGCCUUACUUCCUUUUAACUCAAAAGAAGAAACAAGUACAGCUCUGUCAAAGCCAGCUCCUUCACUGGAUCAAAAUGCAAACUUUAUUUUGACUUCACAACUCAAGACUGACACCCAGCUGCCCCAGCUGAGCUCUGUCUGCCUUCGUCACAACCAGCAUCAUUUGUAUUUGUCACAGCGGAACAUUUUCACUCACUCUCAAACCAAAAUGAUAAAUUACAUCAACCAAACCAGAAUGUGUUGAUGGUCCUGUAGAGGAAAAAAUCCCUCCAGUUGCACAACUUAACUUAAACUUUAAAGGACAUAUAAACCCCUCACAUUCUGUUACGUCUGAGCUGGAAUCAGGGCCAGUGCAGGAAAAGGAAAUUGAUCAUCCAUCUACACAGCAGUGGAGAACUAAGACCCCCAGAAAACAACGUCACCCGAGUCGGAGUGCUGAUAUCCAAGACCCAGACUUCCAGGGCGUGACGUUCAGGAUGGACACAGAGCUAGACGACAGUAAAGAACAGUGCCGCUCCUCAUUACUUCAAAGUACAGCAAGGAGCUCUGCAAGAGUGUAAGAAAACCCAGGCUGAGGACUCGAACAGCCCCGAAAUUCUUUAAAACUAGCAGCUCGGAUGAGGAGAACGACCCUACAACCAGUUCUUCUAAGAGUAAAGUGUGUGCAUCAUGCUGCACCAGGAAGACCCCCAUGUGGAGGGAUGCAGAGAUGGGACCCCACUCUGUAAUGCUUGUGGAAUAAGGUAUAAGAAGUACAGAGUGCGCUGUGUCAACUGCUGGCAUAUCCCCAGGAAAGAGAGCAACUCCAACUCAUGCUGCCCCAAGUGUGGAAACUUUGUGAAGCUGACCUCAGCUCAGCGGAAACACUCUGCCUAGGGAACAUGCAAGGAGCAGAGGUUUUUAUGUCCACGUGUGACAGAGCUAUUCACACAAACAAACACGCACACAAGACAACAAUUCAAGACGACACUCACUCGGGGUCCUCUACAAUUAACAAAUAUUAGCCUUAGUCACACAUGCACAAAAUUCCAUAAAACCUCCUGAAGUUUUUCAGGGUAAGCUGCAUGUGUGAACGCAAACGGCUACAUUUUCACUGCCAGCUCCCUGGUAAGUUUUCCCCCGGGAAGUCGGGCGAGCUCAUGUGAGAACGCAGUCGAAAAUAUUUAGAAUAAUUCUCCUCAAGCUUGGUGAGUUUCAUAUCCUGCAAACGACGCAUGAACAUAGACUAUAUGCACGGGACCAGACAAUCUCUGUGCACAUAAUAUCACACUCUCAUUAUGUUUCCUGUUUGCUGGUAUGCUCUGUAUUAAAAAAUUAUAUAAAUGCAGAACUUGCCAUUACAGCGGUCAUGUAGCGGACUCUGCUGCGUCAUCCACCACUUCUUUUUACUUCACGUCUUGCAUCCUGAGACACACUUCCCCAAUCCCGUCUGACAGGGGUAGUCUCCUGCUGUGAGAUGCGUGUGUGAACAAACAGUUUCAGAAGCAGUCUGCCUGAAAUUAUCUAGAAAUGUUCAUGACUGAAUAUGUGAAAACGGCUGUGGAAUAGCAGCACUCGCUUUUCACAUCACGUCUGACUAGAAAAAGUGUUAAUAAUCUUUGAGUGGCAGAGCAACAUUAAUAAUUCUCUUUGGCACGUUGCUGCUCUCAUACAUCAAGGGACAAAACAAACAUGUAAAAGGAGAGCUCCUGAAAAUACUUCAAAAAUAGGUUGGACUUCAAUCUUUACCACACUGGUCCUGUCAGUGCUACCUGCCAACCUGUGUAGCACUAUGUGACAGAAUUUAAAUCACUGGUAUGUUUGUUUUCCCCCUACACAAAGAGGGACACAUAUUAGUAGCAGAGCUGAAAGACGUUCCCAAAGGUGCGGCAGGCUGAAGAGAUUAUAUUAGAAAUAUGCACACUCUGGGGACAGUUUAUUCAUUUUUCAUCAAAUAUCUUCAGUGUUUCUUGUUUAUAAUGCUCUGCGGUGCCAGAUGUCUGUGAGUGUAAAUCAUUUCAGUCCAGGACCCAAAAAACACCAUCCCGAGCACAGCGCCGUGUUCACUGCUAAAUGUACCAAUUUAUUUGUCUUGACUGUGACAGCGUGACUGUCUGCUAAGUUCAGUAGAUACACAUUAAGUUCCCAAAGUUUAAUUAAGUUAUUUAUUGUUUGUUGUCUUUGUCGCUGUUUUGAAGCUUUUUUUGUUGUUGCUUGAAUCUGUUCAUUAAUCUCUCAAGCGUGGCUGUUUUUUUGGUUUUUUUGUGAGAAGAAAAAACUUAAUUUGUGUGGGUU
Molecule: messenger RNA, 3316 nt
Organism: Labrus bergylta (ballan wrasse)
Lineage: Eukaryota; Metazoa; Chordata; Actinopteri; Labriformes; Labridae
Source: RefSeq, a predicted model, not a curated record